Emiliania huxleyi CCMP1516 is the source of this 567-nucleotide messenger RNA. RefSeq lists its product as hypothetical. Gene Ontology annotation, biological process: protein ubiquitination. Gene Ontology annotation, molecular function: ubiquitin-protein transferase activity. The coding region runs from base 1 to 567 and encodes 188 amino acids. Lineage: Eukaryota; Haptophyta; Isochrysidales; Noelaerhabdaceae. The transcript is spliced from 3 exons. The record is from RefSeq and is a predicted model, not a curated record.
AUGCCGCUGCUCGCGGGCGGCAAUGCGACGCGGCAUGCCGAGGCGCUGCUGGCGGGGGAGGAGGCGGAGAAGGAGGCGGGGGAGCGCGCCAGGGAGAGCAAGAAGGGGAAGAAGAAGAAGAAGAAGAAGGGCGGCGGGGGCGGCGGGGGCGGCGCUGGGACGUCGCCCGAGGAGCCCGAGGAUGAGGCAGCGCUGGCGGCGAGAGAGGAUGCGGAGUUGGCGGCGGCGCUCGAGGAGAGCGCGAGGCUGGAGGUCGGGGCGACGCGUGCGGCGGGGGAUCAGGCGCGAUUCGCCGAGGGCGCUUCGUCACCGGCGGCGGAGGCGCCGCCUGAGGGAGAGGAGGAGCCGCCGGACGACUUUAUCUGCCCAAUCACGACCGAGAUCAUGAGCGACCCGGUGAUGGCGGCGGACGGGCAUGCUUACGAGCGGACGGCGAUCGAGCGCUGGCUCGCGACCAAGUCGACGAGCCCUCUGACGGGCGGCGCGCUCGAGCACCCAUACCUCACACCCAACCACAUGCUGCGCCGUCAGAUCCGGGACUGGGAGGGGGCGCGCAAGGCAGUUUGA